Manduca sexta (tobacco hornworm) is the source of this 3711-nucleotide messenger RNA. RefSeq names its product stress-activated map kinase-interacting protein 1 (gene Sin1). Gene Ontology annotation, molecular function: phosphatidylinositol-4,5-bisphosphate binding. Gene Ontology annotation, biological process: TORC2 signaling. NCBI's taxonomy places the organism in Eukaryota, Metazoa, Arthropoda, Insecta, Lepidoptera, Sphingidae. The transcript is spliced from 6 exons. The record is from RefSeq and is a predicted model, not a curated record. Bases 102 to 1691 code for a protein of 529 amino acids. Gene Ontology annotation, cellular component: TORC2 complex; plasma membrane; cytoplasm.
AUUUGCAUUUUGUUUGGAAACUGAAUUUUGACAUGACAUGUGUUCCGAAUUUGGGUAAGGAAAAUUAGAAAUUUUGAGUAAAUUGUUUUAUUUAACAAAGUAUGGCUACAUAUGAUAAUAAAAUAUGGCUUCUGAAGAACAUAAGAGAUGCGUUUAUCGCAACGGACGACACAGGCCUGUGUGAAAUUGUGAUGGCUGGAGAAGAUUUCUCAAAAAUCUUUCAAAAUAAAGGUCUAGAAGAAAAGAAAAGAAUAAAGGAAUCUCGGUUCUCACAGCCUGGGCCUAGUAAAGGCAGGGAUGUAGUCAGUGAUGCUUCAGAAGAUGAGUGUGAGCGGGAAAUCGUGUCACAGUACGAUCCUUACCCAGAUUUGAACGACAGCGAAGACGAUGAUCCGUUGUGCGGCAGUUACGUUCGAUACGAAGAAUUUGGAGCCCACAGACAAAGGUCAAACACAGCACAAUGGCUUGAUAAAAAAGAGCAAGCCCUUAAAAAGGCUGCAAAAAUAAAGGUUAUAAAAUGGGAGAAUCCAUCAACACCACUCACAACAGAACAAGCUGCAGAACUGUUUUCAAAAAUGGAAGUCAGACCACCCGAGAAACAAAAGUCUUUGCUUGCAGAACAACUAGAAAAUUGUCCCAAUUUACCACAUCGUCAGUAUCUGGAGUAUGCAAAGUUUGAUGGCACUGCACAAAUGGGAUUACCAACUAAGUCGUUCAAGAUCUUCAUGACAAUGCUUCCGGAGAAGCAUCAGAAUUAUCCUUUAGUUGUGUGUGUAAUCGCAAAUGCCAAGAUAAAGGAUUUAAUUGGUUUUACAUGCUAUAAAUACAGCAUUGAACAUCCAGAAAUAAGUCUUGGCUCUGUGCAUGACUAUGGACUUUGUAUAGCAGAAGACGAUGGAGAGGUAGACUGGGCAUUUCCAUGUCUCGACUCAAAUGAACCAUGUUCCAAAUUUGGUUUCACAUGCCUCGGUCUGAUUGAAUUGAAGUACAAAACGGUGUGUGCAGCGCCUAUACCAAUGCCUGAGGAUGGUAUAGCGUUUCAUAUGUUUCCAAAAGCUGCUGAUUCUGGACAAAGUCAUCAGAAUACGUCCAGGCAUAAUACAGGCGGUAGUCAGACUUCAGAAGCUGUUAUAAGUGCUAUUAGAGCUGUCAAUGAAGAUAAAAAGAAAAGUGGCGACGUAAAUCUUGAAAAGAUCCAAUCUCAUAUAAUGGCUACUGAAGCUCCUCAAUACAAAGUGUACAAAGUUUAUCUCUUGCGAAAAGUGAGAACAAACACACCAGUGCAACUCGGUGUAUCAUUGGAUAGAAUAGAAGUGGAACCUCUAGUCACACAUAAACAUGCAUUUUGGCAAUCAAGAUCAAAAUAUUUUCUGCACAAUAUAGACUCAGUGGCGUGGUGUCAAGUGUUAGAGACCAGAGGAAACAGAACCACAUUUAGAAUAAUCUACUCACCUAGUCAUAAUGCUGCUUAUAGUGAUAAAAAUAUAUCAGGUAACACAAGCUUCUUCCAUCCAAACCCGACAUACAAAGUGCACGAUUUCGAAUGUGAACACGACAUGGCGAAGGAAAUAGUCGAGAAGGUAAACACAAUAUUAGAUUUAAGGAACAGCCCGUGCCGGCGCGAGUACAAGACUACAAAGGAGAAAAAAUCGCAAACCAGAAGAAGUUUUCACACGAAACACUUGAGUUGAGUUCCGCACACUAACAGGUAGUGGACAUUAAAACUUCAAUACCUCAGAUGUAAGGCGCAUGUCGAACAUGCACACGUUGUGGCUUACCGAGCUAUCGCAGGGGGGACGAAACAACGCCCUCGCUCACGGAAAAUGAAUCCGGAUGUCUUUAAAUAUCAAUGUUCCUUUGGGUUUUUGAUCUAGUCUUCAUGAAGAGAUAAUAUGUGAGAAAUGCUAUUGUGUAUUCUAUUUGUGACUGCGGAAAUGAAAUGGGCCUCGUUAGACCUAUUAUUGUUGAAGAGGACAGCGGAUGGAGGCCAAUAAUGAUUCGAUAAAUAAAAUUGAUAUUGUCCAAAAUUAAACAUGAAACUUUUUAAUAAUUUUGUAUGAUACGAAAAUUUAAUGUAGUAUAUUUUAUACUAUGUGUAAAUGUGUAUUAUUUUUAAGUGUUCCUUAAGUUGAAUUAACUUAUUUUCGACAUUUAUUUGUUGUAAUCUGUAUUUAUAUUUACUUUAAAAAUGCGAUACUUACGCUACUGGUGCGUAUAGCAACAUGUAUCUACUAACAAAUGUGCUAUUACUUUCUUACGUAAUACGGGAAAGCAGUGGAGUUAGGAAGAGCGGCAAUGGAGGUGGACAACCUAUAACUCGUUUUUCAACAAUUGUUCUUGUCAUCUUUGGGAGUUCCCCAGAAAGCAACAUAAGUCCAAGAAAAGGAUGGAUGUUUAAUCUCAUUUCUUUUUACCACAGUUAUGCCUAACAAUUGCUGUACUCUGGUCUCUAACUCAUCCCAAAUAUCCAAGAAUUACAAGUUAUUUAGCCUUACUUAUUUAUUUCUUGGAUGCCGACCCAAUAUAAAAUAGAGUUUGGGUUUGUAAUUUAAAAAGCAAGGGAACACUUAUUUUCUUCCAAGAUUUUGUUAACUGUGUUGCAUGCUCUUGAUCUCAGCCACCUCUGUUGCCUUUUCUAACGGCCACUGUAAAUUUAAAUAAUUACAGAUCAAAAACAAACAUAUAAGUGCUUCAAACAUACCCACCGACAAAUAUAUUCCUAAACAAAACUGAAUCAAAUGUUAUAGUAAGGUAUUGAAGAAACUAUGAUGAAUGGUUUGAAAAAUGAAAACUGAUACUACAGGUUAUAUGUUAUCCUAUUUACUAAAACAAAUGCUUAAUAUUGUUUAUAUGCGGUAUAAGAAGUUUUAAAAACAAAAUAUAAUAAGCCUAAUAUUUCCUUAUCAGAAAAACAUAAACAUACUGCUUUCAUCCAAUAUGAAAAUCUUGGGUUACCUAUAUAAAAUAAUGUAUCCAAAUUGAGGAAAUAUUUAUUUAUAUAACCUGUUAUUAGAAAACAUUUCAAGAUAUAAAAUGUUACAAAAGGCUGUUCACACAAUAAAUUCCAUGUAUCCUAUCCACAAGGAUAUCAACUGUGUACUUACUUAUCCACACCAUACUUACAUGCAUUCAUAUUAUAUGAUGUACAACGCUUGUAACAUAUAACCCAGGUUUAAACACAAAGUCUAACAACAGUUCCUUAUGUAAACUAUGCAUUUAAGUAUGUCUGCAUAUAUGAAUUUCAUUUACUUACAUCCAACAGACACUGCCAUAGUAAGCUCAAGUAUACAUAGUUGUUACAUAAUUUAUUUUGUAUUUUGCUUGGUUCCAUUGCAAUUACAAAAUGAUAUAUAACAAAAUUACAAAUACUAUUUACCUCAAAAAUAUAUACUUACUGAAAGCCAUGGAUAUCUUGAAUUAAUAAAUGUGCAACAGAUUGUCACCUAUCCUAUAAAAAAAUUACAAAUGCAAAGUCCCACAAUUUAUAAACAUAGCACAGCUACUAUAAAAGCAAUAGAGGCUAUAUUUUAUACAACAAUAUUUAUUUAUUCAAUUUAUUUUACAAUUGCAAUGGAUUCCUGAUUUAAGAUUGAUAUUCAAUUAUUUAUGUUCAGUUUUAAAUUAUAAUUAUUUUUUUAAAUGAAAUAUUAUGUUGUGAUUCUGUGUUGAUUUAAUUCAUGAAUGAGCGUAUUGUAUGUAUUAUUGUAUUAU